Molecule: messenger RNA, 7349 nt
Organism: Paramecium pentaurelia
Lineage: Eukaryota; Ciliophora; Oligohymenophorea; Peniculida; Parameciidae
Source: the annotation of a GenBank genome assembly
AUGACUUAUUCAUAUAGGUUUAUUAUAAUAGCUUUCCUAAUACUAUUUUCUUUAUUACAAGUACAUUGUGCUGACAAAUGCAUAGAAUAUAGAACUUAUAAUGAUUGUAUUAGAAGUAUAGAUGACUAAUGUAUAAAUCCUCAAUAUUAUUAAUAGGUAUUUGGGACUAUGAUGCUUGUUAUUAUACAAAAAAUCUAGAACUUGGUUGUUCUGACUUGCUGAACAAGAAAGCAUGUAAUAAAUAGUUAGCUUAUGCUUCAGGAGAAUUAGCCAAAUGUAAAAUAAAUUUUUUCUCUUAGGUAUUUUUACAUCGAAGUGUUAACCAAUACAGGAUUUGAGUUAGGUUAAUUGUUAGGAUAGUCUUUCUAAGCAUGGAUGCAUGUCAAUUCAAAAAACGUCAGAGCUUUGUGAAUGGAAUGAAAAGACAUACACUUGUGAUUAUGUUUCUCAAAUGGAUAAUUUCUAAGACUUUUAAGAUAAAUUAUAUAGUGCAUCAAUUUGUGGAAGGAUUGAAAGUACACUUAGUAAUUAAUUAGAUUAUCUCAUUAUCCACCAUACAUUAUUAUGGACACUUACUCAAUAUAAACCAAAUUUUGUUUUAGAAUCAGAACGUCUUUAUAGAAAAGAUUUAGGAUUAUAAGUAGAGGCUGAUAAUAAAAUAUAUGAAACUGGAAACUUAAAAAAUAACUUUGUAAACUCUGGUGGUUACUUUUAAUGGUAUGAAUUGGGUCAACCACUUGGAAGUGGAUUAAGCAAUUGUAAAAUAUAAUCUAAAAAUAGUGAAAAUUAGUGACAGAUAACGAGAAGGCUGUAUAGCAUUAGAAAUAGUUGAUGAUAGUGAUUAUUAAAUGAUAUUCUCUUCAAAAAUUUAAGAGGUAGGGGUCAAUCAUAUUUAUUGCAGAUAUAUUAAAGGUAUAUUUACUCAUUAAAGAUGCCUUCUGAUAUCUGAUGAAUUAUAAUUACAAAAUGAACAAUUUAUAGCAAAAAAUUCUAUCCUUUGUAGAUAUAUUGAUAGAAAUAGAUGUACAUAUAUUAACUUAAAUUGUAUUCCAUAACCAUUAAAUUCUGAUGGACAAGAAAAAGAAUUUACUUGUCUUGAAGGUAUAAAUAACUAAAAGAGCUCUUGUAUUUCAGAAUCCUCAGAUUCUUUUAGAAAAUGUAAGGGUUUAUCUCAAGAUUAAGGAUGUUAUUUGAAUACUUUAUUAACUCCUCCUGUUUGUAGUUAAGAGUGUAUCACAAAUCAAGAAAGUCUUUGUAAUAUUGAUAAUUGUAAUUGGACUCAAGAAUCAAAUAACUUUAUUGGAUGUGUUCCAAAAUUAGGAUGUAAAUAACCAGGCAUAAAUAAAUAUUAUUGUGUUAAUAUGAGACUUUUAUGUUCUUGGGAUGAAACAUAAAAAUACUGUAGAGAACUUUAAGACUAUUAACUAAAUAUUUUGAAUUGUGAGGCUGUAAUUUCAAAAUUCUCAUGCGGAUCUAUAUAAAAAAUGGGUUAAGAAUGCAUAUGGCUUGAUGAUGAAGGUAAAUGCAUAAACGUGUUAUCAGAUCCAAAAUUAAAAUUAUUUUAAUCCCUUCCAAAAUCAAUGAUUGUAAAUAGAUAAUUAUGCAUGUAUUCAGCAGGUAAGAGAAAAUAUACAAAUUUAAUUUGUGAAUAAUAUUAAACAGAUAAAACUUGUGAAACUGAAGAUAGCAGUUCUUUUAACUAGGAAUUAUGUUUAACAACUCCAAAAUGCCAGUGGGAUGUAUUAUAUGAAGUUUGCAAGGUUUAAGUACCUCAAAAUAAUUGUGAUGCUUUAAUCAAUGUUUCAGCUCCUGCAUGUGCAACUUUUAUGAAUUGUAAAUACAAUUUUCAAACAAAGAGUUGUCAAUCAUAAUCCACUAAUUUAACAUGUGAUGACCAAGGAAUAAAAAAAGAAAUUUGUCUCGGUUUAUCUGAUUAACCAUGUAAAUGGAGUAAUGGAUUUUGUUAAUAAGUGACAUCAUUUAAUCAAUAUUGCACUUCAUACAAUAAUGUAUCUUAAAAAGUUUGUGUAUUAUAAUCUACUGAAAAAUGUUAAUUUUUUUAAAACAAAUGUAUUUUAGUAGCAGUUGCCCCAACUACUUGUGAAUCCUAUUUUAAUAAAUAUACAUGUUAGUUUAGCACAGAAGCUUGUUAUUUUGCUGGAGAUUCCUGCUAAAUAUUAACAUCAUCUAAUUAUGAAUCUUUGACUUGUGAAGGUUUUUAUCUUAGUAAAAAGGCAUGUUAAUAAAUUACAAAACCUAAUGAAAGGUGUUCAUGGGAUGGAGAAAAAUGUGUUUAUUUUAAAUCCACUUAACGUUAUAAUUGUAUGGCUAAUACAUCAAUUAGUUAGGCAGGUUGUAUUAGUAUUAUAUCCCCUGUUCCAAGAUAAUCAUUAGAUGAAUAUUAUUGUGCUUAUAAAUUUCCAGAUAGGAUAUGUGCUUCUAUUGCCUCUUCUACAACUAUAGCAGACUGUGGAAAUGCUAAUUUAUUAUUAAAUCAAUAAACUUGUUCUUAGCUUACAAGUGGAAAUUGUAUAUUUGUUGAUUAAUAAUGCAAGAGCGAGCCUUCAGACUCAUCAAAAAGUCGUUAUUGGAAUCAUCAUUUAAAAAAAAUAAGUUGUGAUUACGCAAAUAAAAACACUUGUUAAAAAGUUAAAAAUAGUAUCUGCUAGGUUAAUUCAAAUUUUUGUUUGAUGGUAAUUGAACCAAAGCUUAUUUGCUCAUUUCCAACAAAUAUCUCAACAUACAAUCCAACUUAAUACUGUGCUAAUUCGCUUUACAGCGACAACACUUACUCAACUGAAGUUAGAUGUAAAAUUAAUAGUGCACAGAAUAAUUGUGAGGUGCCAUCAAAUUCUAAUUAUUAUAGUUGUGAUGAGCCAGGAAUUAAUAUAAAAAUUUGUUUUGAAGCAACUUAUGGUUAAUGUGCUUUUAUAAAUGGUAAAUGUACUUCUGAUCUCAGUUAAGUAUCUUCAUGUAAAUAACUUAAUAAGCAGGCUUGCUUAAAUAUGAAUAUGUUAUGCGGUUAUUUUACAAAUAUAUGUAUUCCAAAUAGUACUUCAUCCUUAUGUCCUGCUUCUAUAACAAAUACUUCAUGGUUUCUAUGUUCAAGCAUUUAGAAUUGUUAUGGCAUAUUAAAUGGUUGUAAGUAAAUGGCAACUACUAUAAAUUUAAAAUGUGAAACCCCUGGAAUUGGAAGAUCAGUUUGUGAGAAAUCUUUAUAAAAUUGCUCCUUUAUUAAUGGUGUUUGCAAAACUAUUUCAAAGAAUAAAUGUGAAUUUGAGUAUUCAAAAGAAGAUUGUAUUAAUAAUUUGUAUUAUAACUGUGUUUAUGAUAAAGGAUAAUGUUAUACAUAAAAUUUAUAAGUUAAAUGUGAUAAAUACGAUUGGACAAAUUAUAAUUUUUGUAGAUAAUUUCCAUAUUGUCAAUAUAUUAAUAAUAAAUGCAAAGAUUUUAGUUUGCUCAGUCAAAUUUAAAAUGAUAAAAUAGAUUAUACAAAAAAUUGUAAUGUAUUUUUAAAUUAAUUUGAUUGUUUAAAUUAAUGGUAAGUAAUAUGUAGUUAUAAUUAAAAUUUAGGAUGUUAAAAUACAAGUAAUAAUCCAAGUUAAUGUCCACAUUUAAUGUAAUAUAGUAAAAUGAUGUGUUAAAAAUAUGAAAAUUGUGAUUUUUAAUUUGGAUAUUUUUGUAUUGAUAAAACAUAAAGUUUAAGUUGUUCUGGAUUAUCUAAUUAAUUAUGUUUAUAAGAUAUUUCAGAUUCAUUAGCUUGUUAUUGGGAUGGUACUAAUUGUUAAGAUGUUACAACUUAAAUUUGUUAAGAUGUUUAAUCUUAUACAAUCAAUUAUUCUGGAUGUACUAAAAUAAGCAAUUAAGAUAAUUAAAAAUGUAUGUAUUAAUAAUCAACCUCUAAAUGUAAAAUAUUAAAAGAAAUUAAUAAUUGUUCUGAUUUUACUACUAAUAUUGAAUGUGCUAUUAGAGCUAAUGUUUCUUGUUUAUUAGGAAAUCCUAAUGAUCCAACUACUACUUGUACUUCUUCAAGUGUUUUUAAUGCAAAUUUAAAUCUAUAUGGAUGUACUUAAUUAACAGGAAAUGCUUAUUAUUAUGAUAUUUAUAAUUAUUAAUGUGGAUCACUAACUGUGGCAAACUAUGUAAAUAUUUAAGGAUGUCAAUAUUUAAAUAAAUAAAGUUGCAUUGAAAUAACAAGUGAUAUCUUAACUAUAAAUUGUGGAUGGAUAGAUAAUCAAUGUUAAUAAUUAAUAGAUCUUACAAAUUUAAAUGAUUGUAGUUUAUUAAAUAAAUAUGCUUGUAUUAAUAUUGAAAAUUCAAAUCUUGUUUGCGAAUGGAACGUUUCAACACGUACUUGUUCAUAAUCAACUCAAACUAGUUGUUAUGUUCCAGCAUCAAUUCCAGCAAAUCCUUCAGUUUUAUAUUCAUUAAGUUUAUGUAGUAAGGGAAGUAAUGCAAAUGCUUGUAUGGCUAAUUCAUCAAAUACAGGAUGUAUUACAUUUAGUUAUACAAUUGAAAUUUGUGAAAAUAUGGGAUUAAAUAAAAAAGCUUGUUUAGAAUAAACAACAGGAUAUUGUAAAUGGUAAAAUAAUCAAUGUUAAAAUUCUUAAUUAGAUAAUUUGAAUUGUAAUUCUGAAGUAAAUAAAAAUACUUGUUUGGCUAUUAAUGAUAAUUUAUGUUAAUGGAAUGAUACAACUAAAACAUGUUCUAUUAAACCAUUAAAUUAAUGUUCUGAUGCUAUUAAUUAUAAUUAAUGUAUGAAUGUACCAAAUUAAUUUUGUGAAUUUACUGAUACUUGCAAGAGUUUUGGAAAUACUCCUAAGAUUUGUAAAUAGGGAUUUAAUAAAUAUAGCUGUUAGAAUGUAACAGAACAAAUAUGUUAAUUCAGCAAUAACUAAUGUUCAAUCUUAACAACAUAUGAUUCAAGGAAAGAAUGUUCUAAAUUAUAAAAUGAACAAAAUUGCAAAGCUUCUCCAUUUCAUUGUUUUUGGCAAGGAACUGUGUGCGUUUUUAAGGAUUCAAGUUGUUAUAAAAAAUCAACUGAGAAUACUGAUUGUUAUAAUUUUGAGUAUCCUUGUGGUUUAACUAGUUGUACUCCAACUAAACCACUUUCCUGUGUGUAGAUAUAUAAUAGAAUAGCAUGUCUAGAUUCUGAUUUCUUUUGUUAUUGGGAUAAUACAUCAGGAUGCUAAAAUUAUUAUUCUACAUAAACAAGUAUCAACUGUGAAACGAUUAAUUUAUAAAUAAAUAGAAAAGUUUGUCAAUAUUAUGCUUCUAGCAGUUGUGAAUAUAGAGAUUAUGUUUGCACUUCAAAUUUAUCAGAUAUUUUUUAUGAACUUAAUCCUAAUUAUAAGGUUGAAGCAACUUUAGUACCAAUUUAAUUAGAUUGUUCUGAAAACUUGACAGAGUUUGAUUGUGUCACAAUGACAUAAUUGAAAUGUUAUUGGAAUACAACUUGCAAAUCUAUUGAAGGAGAAACAGUUUCAUGUAGUUCAAAAUUAAACCUCUUAGCUUGUUAAGAGAAAGACUGCUUAUGGAGAUAAAGAAAAUGCAUUUUUAAAUAGGAUUAUAUUUUUUAGCCAAAACCUAUUCUAGAUUAGUAAGUAACUGAAUGUACAACUCAAUACAUAUCUAAAGUUACUUGUAUAAAUAUAUCUGAUAUAUCAUGCACCUAUGAUGAAACUAUAAAUUAGUGCAAGAAUGUUACAUUUGAAGAUGUUAAAACUUGUUCAGAUUAUCAAUUGGUUAAUAAAAAAACUUGUUAAAUGAUUCCUACUAAGUCUUGUAUUUAUGAUUCAGAUUCCUUAGCAUGUAAGGAUUUUAAUGGGACUAUUACUGAUCUUGAAACUUUAUCAAAAACAGCUUGUUUGUCUCUCAUCUAAGCAGCAUAUUGGGAUAAUGGAUGUCAUUUAACUGAUAAUUUUUUAUGUGAUUAAGUUUUUGAAGUCACUUAAGCAACUUGCCAACUUGUAAAAACAUCUUGUAUUUAUAAUCAAGAAUUAAAAAAAUGUACAUCUGAAUUCAAUGUUAAUUCUUUAUUUUGUGAUUCACCAGGAUUAAGUAAACAGGCAUGUACAUCAAUUAUAAGAGAACCUUGUAUUUUUGUUGAAGGCUAAUGUAAAAUAUUACCUUCUAAUUAUACUUGUGAAUAGGCUAGAAAUGUGAAUGAAUUAGGAUGUGCAUCAUUAGAAGAUUCCUGUUCCUAUGAUAUUCUAAAUAAAAAAUGCAAGACAGUAACUAAUUCACAAGUAUGCUAAAUUCCUGGACUCUCAAAAUCUGCUUGUUUAUUAAAUUCCUCAUGUAUUUUUAAUUCAGAUUUUAUGAAAUGUUAAUGUAAUAUAGUUGCAACAUAGAGCAUUUGUGGAAAUAAGGAUUAAAUUAAAUGUGCUGAAUAAUAAUUAUGCAUGUUUGAUAAUAAAUAUAAUUCUUGCAGAAGAGUACGUUGUGAAGAUUUAGGUUAAAUUGAGUGUAAAAAUUCUAGACUAAAUAUGGUUUGCUUUUUAAAUAAUGGUGUUUGUUAAAGUGCAAGUAAAUGUGAAGAUAUUGUUAAUGUUGAUCAUUCAAUAUGUAGUUCAAUUACGUUUGAAUCUGGAGAGAAAUGCAUAGGAAUUAAUUCUAGAUGUUUGAAUGAAAGAAACUAUGAACUUUAUUGUCAAUUAUCAGAUUGCUCUAGUAAAUUUUGUAAGAAAUCUAAUAUUUGUGAAGCAAUCAAAUGUUCAGAUUUGACUAAUUGUACUUUAUUAGGAAAUAAAUGUGUAAAGUCAGGGGAUCAAUGUGUAGAUAAUAUUAGUUGUUAAUAAUUAAGCUCAUCUUAAUGUAUUCAAAUUCAACUAUAUAAUACAUAAAAAUGUUUAAUUCAAUAAUAGAAUAUUUAUCAGGAUGAAUUGAUAUGUACAUCUUAAGUUUGUGCAUUAUAUGGAUCUUCUAAUCUUUGUAAUGGAAAUUAGUUCAAUAAUUUUACUUGCUUAUUGAAAGAUUCUUAAUGUUUACCUUGUGAAUUUAUUCAAGAUCCAUGUACAUGUUCCUAAGCAAAAAAUAUUUGUCAAUGGGGAAAAGAUAGCUGCAUUUCAAUAUCCUGCUCAUCCUUUUCUACGACAGAAAGUUGUAAUGAAAUAACAAGAUGUUCAUGGAGUUCCUUUUACAAUAGUUGCCAAUUACAUUGCAAUUUAAUUAUUUCUUAAGAAGAUUGUAACAUUAGAUAAGAUGAAUGUUACUAUGAUUUAGCAAAUAAUGUUUGCCAAGUGGGAUCUUAUAACUCUCCUGAUUUAAGCGUUAAUAUUAAUAUAUCGACGAUAUAUGAAUUAAUAAUUGCAGUAGCUAAUUCCAUAUUGAUAUUAUAUUUUAUUUGA